AUGUCGACAACGACUCAACCGGGCAUGUUCCAAUGUGGUUCAUGCAAGAAGAAUUACAAGCGUCUUGAUCAUCUAGCGCGUCACGUGCGCUCUCAUACACAGACCAAGCCUUACAAGUGCCACGUCUGCCCAAAAGCCUUCACAAGACCGGAUCUCCUCAAGAGACAUGUCUCUGGCCACGGCUCCCAAGCUGGGGAAGGUUCAGUGUCUGAUCAACCCCGGUUCAUGCCAGGAAGGGUAGGCAAGGCUUGCAAAGCGUGUUCAUCGAAUCAUUUGCGCUGUAGUGAUGAGAAGCCUUGUCGGAGGUGCCAAGAGAAGGGCAUUGAGUGCAAGUGGAAUGAGCCAAUGGAGAUGGAUGCAGACUAUGCCUCGCCUGAGGAUCGGCAGGAUGAGUCUAUGUUUUCGCAAGACAAUGGAUCUUCCAUGGCCGCCUUUACAGACCAAACCAGCAUUGGUUCGACGUCUGGGUCGUCGGUGAUGGGCCAGCCGUCUUUGGAUAUCCUGACGCCUCAAACGACGCAAAAUCUUUUCCAGAAUCUUGAUCCAUCCUUGAAUCCAGCGGCAGACCCUCUAUCCUUCCAAUUCCCCGAUCUCAAUCUGCUUUCUGGCGGCUGGGCCACCAACACCAAUGAUGUUGAGAUGUUUUCCUAUAAUGAACUUGACGACAUUGACCUACGAUUCCUCGACUCAUAUAACACGACCAUACCAUUCGAGAUACGGAGUAUCCAACCAACACCACGAGGAGCUCAGACACCGCGCGCUGCAUCACAUACCGACCCCGGUGAGCCAGCUGCCAUGUGUACUGAAGCCUUCCAGAAUUCACACUGGAAGUUUAGACCCAACGCAAAAGACCACGCGGGUGCUGAAGAACACAACCUUUCCCUUCCUGCUACCGACUCUGCCUAUCCUUCUCCCGAAUCUGGUGUUGCUCUAGAUCUCAAUACACGGGUUACUUGCGCCAAGCUGGAGGGGCCUGCAAGAGACAGGAUCUUGAUGAUGGUUGUGAGCAGUUGUCGGUCAGAUCAUCUGUCCAAAGCAGUGGCUUCAUUUCCUUCUGCUGAGUUACUGGAUACUCUUCUUCAGUUCUACUUGACCUCCUCUGUCACCCACGCAACGGCCUUUAUUCAUGCAGCUUCUUUCAACCCUAACGAAAAGAGGCCUGAGCUGGUUGCUGCCAUGGCCGCUUGCGGUGCAGUCUUGACUUCCGACCCAGCUCUGUCAAAGCUUGGCUAUGCUAUACAGGAGUGCCUCAGGGUUGCUGUGGCCAAACAUUGGGAACGCGACAACACGCUCGUCCGAGAUCUCCAACUCACUCAAGCUUUUCUCAUCAUCCUGGAAAUGGGCAUCUGGAGCGGUCUGCCCAGAAAGGUCGAAAUCGCAGAAAGCUUCUUCAAUCCCGUGUUGACCAUGAUGCGUCGCGAUGGAAAAUUCAAAAGGUCCGCAUACUCCGAUCACAAAGUCACAACCCGUGCUUCACGCCAAGAUUGGCUGGAUUGGAUAGAGCACGAGUCAUUCAAACGACUUGCCCUACGAAUGCUCUCUCACGACGCAAAUUCUUCUAUGGCACUGAUGGUCGGUCCGUUGGUUUCAUACGCCGAGGUUUUGCUGCCCUUGCCAGGAAACGCAGAAUUAUGGACUGCUUCAUCUCCAGAGCAAUGGAGUUCCUUGAUGGCUUCACGCGUGGAAAGCGAACCACUCUACGUCGCCGAUGUCAUCGAUGACCCUGACAUUUUGAACAACUAUGCGGGCUCGGUAGAUGCUUACGCCGCGAUCCUAGCUGUCCUUGCGUGCACGUGGACCAUGUGUUGGGAAUACCUCCAAAUUGCCUCUCUACAACGAUCGAGACCACGACGCUGGAACACCCUGGUGACAGAGAUGCGCAAAGACGAGUUACUCAAGCUGCUUGGCCAUUUGAAACUUAGUUUGUCAGCUGAUGCCGCCGCAGACCCCGAGAUCAAGAUGCGUCUUGAGCUUGCCUUGUUGCAUCUACAAAUGCCAUUCGAAGAUAUCCAAAUAUUCGCUGGUAUGGAAGGUACAGAACGCGCCCGCGCAGUAUACCCCAUGGUUCGAGACUGGGCCAAAAGUGAAGCUGCUCGACACACAAUCUACCAUGCGGCUCAAAUUGUGCAAAUCGCCAAAGAUUCUCCCCGAGGUUCGAUGCGUGGGCCCAUGGCGAUAAUCCUCUACCACGCCAGCUUGGCCUUUUGGGUCUACGGCCUCUUGUCCGACCAGUCUCGUGCACUAAGCCAAAACGUGUACCUUGAUGACCCUGAUAGCAUUGCACUACAAAGAUUCAAGGGAUUCGGACAGGGACAGCCGUGCAUUAGAUGGCAUUCAGAAAUCCAAGGUCAAGGAGAGAUUAUGAUGAGCGUGUCGUUGAGUCAACCCGACAAAGUCAUGGAGGCUGUGAUGGGGGUUGUGAGGAGGAACUUUGCGGGGUUGCCGACACCGCAUCUUACGGAGAAGUUGGUGCAGCUUAUGGGGGAGUUGGAGAAUUCUGCAAAGAGAAAGAUGGACACUUGA
Molecule: messenger RNA, 2523 nt
Organism: Fusarium pseudograminearum CS3096
Lineage: Eukaryota; Fungi; Ascomycota; Sordariomycetes; Hypocreales; Nectriaceae
Exons: 5
Coding region: 1-2523 (840 amino acids)
Biological process (GO): DNA-templated transcription; regulation of DNA-templated transcription
Molecular function (GO): zinc ion binding; DNA binding; DNA-binding transcription factor activity, RNA polymerase II-specific
Source: RefSeq, a predicted model, not a curated record